Notothenia coriiceps (black rockcod) is the source of this 687-nucleotide messenger RNA. Its product is annotated as son of sevenless homolog 2-like. The coding region runs from base 49 to 687 and encodes 212 amino acids. Gene Ontology annotation, molecular function: guanyl-nucleotide exchange factor activity. Gene Ontology annotation, biological process: small GTPase-mediated signal transduction. The record is from RefSeq and is a predicted model, not a curated record. The transcript has 5 exons. NCBI's taxonomy places the organism in Eukaryota, Metazoa, Chordata, Actinopteri, Perciformes, Nototheniidae.
UUUUUUUCUUCGCGUGUUCCCCAGCGGUUCUUCGAGAACCUGAACCCGAUGAACAACCGGAGUGAGAAGGAGUUUGCAGACUACUUGUUCAAAAUGUCUCUGGAUAUUGAGCCACGGCACUGCAGGCAGGCUCCUCGAUUCCCCAGGAAGACGCUGUACAACCUGAAGUCCCCGGGGAUCCGGCCUGUCCGAACCUCUACCUCUGGGACCCUGAAGGGCCACCCGGUGCCCCUGGAGAGGGAGCCGCCCCACAAGAUCACCUUCCGGAGCAUCGCGGAGACGGAGCCCGAGUCCCCGGCGUCCGUGCCCACCUCCCCCAACACGCCCACCCCCCCGCAGUCCGCCCCCUCCGACCUCAGCUCCGUGUUCAUGGAGCACGACCUCUGCAGCUCGUACGGAGGAAAUAACUCCAUUUUUGCUCCUGUGCUUCUGCCGCCUUCAAGUGAGUGUUGGCUUUUCCCUUUACAAUUAAAUUGUUUCUCCAAGAUGUUUUCUGUCCCCAUUUCAAGUCUUUCUACGUACCAACAUUAUAUAUUUAAUCUAUUUUCUGCCGAACACAUGACAAGAGAGAUCAUGGCAGAGCACCAGAGGCAGCGCUCGCUCUCCACCGCCGGGGAGACUCUGUACCUCGUGCUGGGGGUGGAGAAGGUGGCGACCCCCGACGACAUCAAGAGGUCCUACAGGUGA